GAGAAUGACAACACGGCCAAGCUGCAGUGGGACGCCGCAUACGACCUCCGGCGCUUUCUGAAACCUGGCGACAUGCCAUCGCUUACCGAGACUACGCCGGCGAUCGCAAAGAGCGGCCAGCAGCUUCGAUUUCUGACAUUCUGUCCGGAUGCAUCAAACAACUACACGAUGCGGGUCACCGCCCUGGAUGCGAACGACGAGCCCAUCGACUACUUCGAGGAUGACGAGAUGAAGUUGACGGCCACCCCUGGCCUACCACCUCCCAAAGGGCAGGUCACCGAGACGACUAUCGUACCGAAGGGUCAGAUCGGGAAAGAAGCGGAACAAGGCGCUGUCAAGGAGCCUGGCUUGGAAGCGGGUGCGAACAUGCAAGAGGGAGAGAAGAAGCCCGACAUGGGGGACAUCACCCGGGAGAUCAUGAAGGGCGAUGAUGAAGGAGUGAGCGCACUGGAUCCCCACCUGAGCUUUCUAGGAUCCCACGCUGUGCCAGCGCUGGAGAUCCUGGAGGACGUCGGAGACCGUGGUCCACUGAGAAGUUAUUGGCAGGGCAUCAACGAACUGCCGCCGUCGUUGCGUGACAGUGGUCCAGACAUGGAAGUUCUCAUGUUGAGAUUAAUUUUCCCCUUAUUUGGCAGUGACCCGGAAGCGGUAAGCACGGUGCUGGGUCCGAAACCGAUCGCAGACACCGGCAGGCUAGAGGUGUCGAACUCGCAUGACCUGCGAGCACCUCUUUCCUCAAUCUUGGACGAUGUUGCAGAGGCACAGCGUGAAGCUAUUUCCACAUCGCGCUACAUCCUGGCUCUUCAGCUAGACGGCCUCAUGAAAGGCCAAAUAUCAGAAGUCGCCCAAAGGCAGCGAGAAUUGAGCAAGCGGGGCUGUCCUGGCUCUCUGAGCAGCCCCGGGCUUGGUGUCGGAGUCGGAGCGGCAGAGGAAGAGGUCAUUCAAUUCGCAAUUCGUUACAACUCGCUGUUAGACAGCUCCAUGGGCCACAUUUGGCCGGCAGUGGCCGAAGCAUUGGACAUAGCGGAGAACGGUGCGGAGGAGAAGGCUUACGAGAAAGCUGUAGCCCGGCUUUCAAUGGCCAUCCGAAGUCUUCUCGACCUCAACGAAGAGAGGCCGGAGCCGCCGCUCAAGCGAGCGCGAUCAGAUGCCGACGCCGAGGCCCAGGCCUCGCCAGGCGACACCUCGGCAGUCGCGGGCCAAAGCUCUCCCGCGGAUUCGAUCGCCCCAGCACGGUGCGUCUGUGUGAUGCUUCUAGGCAUGCGCGGCUCUGGGAAGACUUCCGUCUGCAGUGUCCUCCACGAGGUGAUAGGGGGCAUCCACAUACACUAUGAUGGGAUCAGCGCUUCCUCGACCAAAAGAGGCUCACGCAAGACAUAUGCACGAGAGCUUCGGGCAGCCCUAGCACGCAGCUUGGCCGCCACACGCCGGAAGAAAGGUGAAAAUGCCGAGGCGCAGAAGCCCGUCGCAGAUGGAGACAACCUUCUUCUCAUCGACAGGACCAACAUACUGCGUAGCCAGCGAGCGGACGCCAUCGCUGAGCUCCAGCGACUACGCUGGCAUAAGCGGGGCUGCCGGACGAUGCUGGUGGAAUUCAGCCACCCCAAUGAUGAAAUGGGCUAUGGUCUCGAAGGGCAGCUCUCCAAGCGCUACGGAGAGUCCCACAUCGGAUUGUGCGCCGGACGAAUCGAGCAGCGUGGCUGUGCACACCAUGCUCUGAAGCCUUCCGCCAGACUGCGGACGGUGCUACAAAAGGAGGCCAAAGCCAUGGAGCCCAUAUUGCCUGACGAGCAGCGCCACUUUGAUAGCCAGAUUUCCGUGGAUGUGUCCGCGGCUCCUCCUGAUGUUGCCACAGAGAUUGUGAAGGAUCCGGAAACUGGGGCCAUAGCGGGGUCUUUCUCAGGUGCGCUACACUUCUGA
Molecule: messenger RNA, 1920 nt
Organism: Symbiodinium necroappetens
Lineage: Eukaryota; Dinophyceae; Suessiales; Symbiodiniaceae
Source: the annotation of a GenBank genome assembly